Diorhabda carinulata is the source of this 9376-nucleotide messenger RNA. RefSeq names its product dual specificity tyrosine-phosphorylation-regulated kinase 2 (gene Dyrk2). The transcript is spliced from 11 exons. Gene Ontology annotation, biological process: peptidyl-threonine phosphorylation; peptidyl-serine phosphorylation. NCBI's taxonomy places the organism in Eukaryota, Metazoa, Arthropoda, Insecta, Coleoptera, Chrysomelidae. The record is from RefSeq and is a predicted model, not a curated record. Gene Ontology annotation, molecular function: protein serine/threonine kinase activity; ATP binding; protein serine/threonine/tyrosine kinase activity. Gene Ontology annotation, cellular component: nucleus. The coding region runs from base 169 to 2028 and encodes 619 amino acids.
AUCGCGGCUACUUCUCUCAGUUCGCGACAUAAUCUCAGUAGGCGAGGUGCAAAACCCUCCCCACCCGUUAAACCAUCCCCAACGAGUGUGAGUGUAAGCACGGUGGAGAUGGGGUUAACUCCAUAUACGAAAGUUGAAACCUCUUCAAAGAGGAUCUGAAUUUUUUAGAUGUGCGCCUACCACACCUACCCCUGUAGCCGGGGGUCGCGCGGUUUGACCAGUAAUGGAGAGGAUCCGGUAUAUUAUUGCAUUAGCCCUGCAAAUCACCAUCAAAAGGAAGUUCUGUCUUCUAAACCCAGUCAACAUUUAGUUAAAGUAUCUUCCCGAAAUGGACCAUUAACAUCAAAGGCUUCAUUAACGUACUUAAAGUCUGUUCAUAGUAACAAAGACUACUCUUCGUCAGAAUAUGGGUCAUCGCAUUUACAUCAUACAAGCAGUUCAUCGAAUAAGCUUAUGAGCACUUCUUGCCAUAACGGCGUCUCCAGGACUUCAUUAAUCCACACAGAUUUGCCAUUACUAGAGACAAGUAAAUCGUCUUCCAAAGUGAAUUUGAACCAUUACCAGAGUAAAACAGCAACCACGCCAAUGUCUCCCAUGGUGGAUACUUUUCCGGCUAUUAACAACAAUUCUACGCGCAGUUCGCACGAACUUAGCAAUAACAAUAAAGAGGAAAACGGUUUCCCUAUGACGCCACCAGAGGCAUUACGUAUAUAUGGAAAUCGACUAUCUGACUACGAAAAGACUGAGAUAGAAAAAUUUUCGAAAAUUUGGUAUCUGGGACUAUCUGCUUGUAAAAUACAUGGUGAACACGGAGGAAGCCAAAAUGGAGGAUUCGACGAUGACAGUGGAAGUUAUAACAAAGUAUUGCAUGAUCAUAUUGGAUACCGCUAUGAAAUUCUCGAAGUAAUAGGCAAAGGCAGCUUCGGUCAAGUAAUUAGAGCAUUGGAUCACAUGACCAAUAAACACGUGGCUAUCAAGAUAAUAAGAAACAAGAAAAGAUUCCACCAUCAAGCCCUUGUGGAAGUUCGAAUUUUAGAUCAUUUGAGGAAAAAGGACAAGGAUUGCAAUCACAACGUCAUCCAUAUGUUGGAAUAUUUUUACUUCAGAAAUCAUUUGUGUAUCAGCUUCGAGUUGCUCAGUCUUAACCUAUACGAAUUGAUAAAGAAAAACAAUUACCAAGGAUUUAGUCUGAAUUUAAUUAGAAGAUUCGCCAACUCGCUCCUUAAAUGCCUAAGGUUGUUGCAGAAAGAAAAUAUCAUCCAUUGUGAUCUAAAACCGGAAAACGUUUUAUUGAAACAACGAGGCAGCAGCUCCAUUAAAGUUAUAGAUUUCGGAAGCUCCUGUUAUUCGAACCAAAGGGUCUAUACUUAUAUACAAUCCAGAUUCUAUAGAUCGCCAGAAGUUAUUCUGGGAUUAACAUACGGUACUGCCAUUGAUAUGUGGAGUUUAGGUUGCAUUCUAGCUGAACUCUACACAGGAUAUCCAUUAUUUCCUGGAGAAAAUGAAAUCGAACAACUUGCCUGUCUGAUGGAAGUUUUAGGACCACCACCUGACGAUCUGAUCUACGUUGCUACAAGAAGAAGACUAUUUUUUGAUUCUCGUGGAAAUCCACGUUGUACAACAAAUUCCAAAGGCAGGAAACGAAAGCCCGGUUCGAAAAACUUGGCAAUGGUUUUGAGAUGUAACGAUCCGAUGUUCAUCGAUUUAAUAUCCAAAUGUCUAGAAUGGAACCCUAAGAAGCGUUUGGCUCCUGACGAAGCUUUGCGCCACCCUUGGGUCACCGCGGGAUCCCAUACGUCAAAAUCCGGAGAAUUGCGUCACAGUCACUCAGAAGUGAACGUUUCGCACGACAGUCAUUCUUCGAGCAGUACUUCCGGCAGUAGCCAUUCGAGAAGUCACUAUAAAUGCGUUGUUCAAAAAGGUGAUAAAGUCAAGGCCAAAAUAGUAGAAACUAGAUUACAUGAUAGCGUCACCAAACUGGAUUCGAAUUUGAACGACUCCGGUACAUUUCUUCCACCUAUACUUUAGUUGAUAUCAUUGACAAGAUUUUAUAAAUUAAGGGGAAAUAUGUAGGUUUACUGUGUGUUAGUUGAAGAGAGAUUUUUUUAAAUUGAUAUUUCAAACGAGGUACUAAACGAUACGUUAUUCUUAAUUAUUAUGGACCAAAUCGCCAAAAAAGCGUACUAAUAUCAUGAUUUCGAAUUUUUCGUAAAUACAGAAUAAUAAAAAAUAUCUGUAGUUAUUCCAAGUAGAAGAUAACGGAAAAUAACAGAUUAUUUCAUUGAAGAAAUCACAUUAUGAAUACCAAACUAUCCAACAUGAAAUACUCGCUUAAUUUUUCUUUGUAGGUAGAUAUGAUUUUGUAAAUAUAUCUGUUCACUGAUUUGAUGAAACAUAUUUAAUAAAAUAUAAUUCAACAAAUGAGUCUAAUCGUCACUCAACGUAUGUUUCAUUGUGCAUCAUUUACGUCAAUAAAGAUGACACCAAAACUUGCUUUCCGUUCGGAAGGUGCAAUUUUUUAUCGUCAUCGAAACAGUGGAUGUAUCGACAUAAUAGUAUAUGUUUCUUAAGCACAUUUGAAAAACUCAUUAGUGGUUAUAAGUCACAAAUCGCAAGGACAAUGUUGAUCUCAAGCUUUCAAUUUUAUCAGCUUAAACCAAUGACCCUACGUGGCCUCAUAGGAAAUAAUCGAGAAGUGUGAAAUCUCACGGCCUUGGAAACCAAUAGACAAGUUCAUUCCCCGAAACCAACUAAUUGCCAAAUUUUAAUUUCAAUAAGUCGGUUUCAAACAGAAAAUUAAUUGAUCAGGUUCUGAUAACGAUUUCCAUCGAUUCGGCUUUAUUUUUGAAGAAAUAAAGUUCAAUACAAGUUUGUGAACAGCAUCAAACGGUGAAUUUUUCUGAAUAUAACAUGGGUUUAUAGGGUUUGUGGUAAUUUGCUGUUAUUUUCUUCAUUAACAAACCCGUUGAGCUAAAAAUGAGCCUCAUGGUUCUAAUGCCUGUUAUAAGAAUGCAAACCAAGGAAAAAAAGGCCUCAAGUCCUGCAACCAACGACGAAUAAUAAUAAGUUUGAGCCUUCAUGUUGUCGUUUACGUUAUUCUCUUUAGUACUCACAUUCCUUCGACUUGUUAUUGCAUAAUUUAGAGAGUAUGUGAUAUAAAUUAUAUCCACAACUCGAAAAUUAAGUUGCGCGAUUUGAUAAUUAUUUUUCUAAAGUAAAUCUGAAGAUUUAGCAGCAUCAUUUAAAGGUCAAUAUGCAAGAGUAAGUUACAUGAAGAUUAAGUUUUUCUAGACCCCACUGUAAUUGUUUGUUACUUGAUUGCUCAGUUAAGGAAACGCCCAUGGAGCAAAAUAACAUGUGGGAUAAAUGGUUCUGAUGUGGACCACAUUUUAACACUUUGACUGCCGACGUGGAUUUCGAAAUCGACCAUCAGAGUCAAAACUUUUUUCUGUUUAUAAUUAUACUGUACAACAAUUUACUUUGUUUAGUAUGCUUUUUUGAAUAUUAUAUAAUUUCGAAAAGAAAAUAGAUUUUAAUGUAUUCUCGAAGAAAAUGCACGAAAUAAUUGUAUAUUUUUCAUAAAACUGAUUUUUUUGCCGCAACUAAAUAACGCAAAGUCUGCUUGCUUUGUAUAACUUGGUCUGAUGUAGAUAAUAAAGUAUUUAUAUACUUGAAUAUAUGUAUAUAUUCAGGUAUACACAUGGAAGUCAAAGUGUUACUUGUAAAUGUCUAUUCACAAUCCAGAAUACAUAUUACAAAUAAAACGAAAUUAUUUCACUUUUUUGAGUAUAAUAGUGAACUAUGUAACUUCUUAACUUACAUGUUACAUCAAAACCGUACUGUAGUCUUAUAAAACCAGCCUUACAACACAGUUCAAACAAUAUAAGCUUUACCAUACGAAAAUUUUAGUCCUUACUCGACAAUAUCAUAAAAUGAUUUUGUUUAUACUAACGAUAUGAUCCUGACAAUUUAUCUUUUGCAUUUCUAUCCUACUGUAGAGGAUUAUUGUAAUAGUGAAACUAUUUUCCUAAAUGAUAAUCAAAUUGGUCUGGAUCAUCGAUUAAUGACAUUUAUAACCAACACAUUAAACACUAUUUGAUAUUUAUAUAUAUUCUAUCUAUUUCAUCUUUGGACUAAUUUAGCCUAUGAAAAUCAUUUUGAAAACAAUUCAUUCGAAAAUGAAAUGAAAAUAUAUCCAGUUGAUAUUCAUAUACACAUGUGUGUGUGCAUCUUUUUAUACUUAACACCGUUUUCUAGUUAGUGAUAGACAUCUGCUGAAAAGGAAAAUUGUUGUGACUGAUUUAGCCUAAAUAUUAUAUAUCGUAGAAAUUGUUGGCCAAAAUAAAAUAUCUACUAGUUUAUCUUUAGUUAGAGUAAAUAUAUCAGUACUCUUUUUAAGUACUUUCAGCUUGAUUAUAAAUAUGUUUUGUCAUUUUGCUAUCGAAUUUCAAUAUUAACUGUGAUUAUUAAAUAAAAAGUAGCUUCAAAAUUUUAUAAAAAAUAAGUUGAGAUGUUUUUAAAGUUUAUCGAAUAGUUUGGUUCUAACUAAAGAAAAAUAUCGAAAAUAAAAACAAACAAUAAAAAAAUAGACCAAGAAAAAGUACUUAGUCGAAAAUGUACCUAAGUACCUAAAUAAAUACUGAAGUCAAAUUUUAAUAAUUUAAAAUAAUAUUUCACUAAUAAAUGAAUUUUUGUUGAGUUUUAAAGGACAAGAAAAAGAGCUCCAAAAAGAAAAGGUUCCGAUUAGAUUCUGACAAGCUUUGGUAGUUUCUAAUUUUGGUUAAACUUUAUUUCAAUCUACUGUCAUAUAAACAAGAAGAUAUUCAUCGAUUCCAAAUACUUUAUAUAUAUGAUUGAUGGGGUGACGAUUAACUGAAAAUUGAAAUUUAUAUUGUCCCCCUCCUCCACACUAGUAGUUCAUGUAUUCCUAAUUAUUUGCUAAGCUUCUGGAAAGCUUUCCUAUUCUAUACAGUAACUGUAGUGCUUUGCAUACGGCAGGUAUGAACAUGAAUGUUCACUCUUCUCACUCUCAGAAUCUGCAGUCUUCUCUCUCCACCAAUUUGAUAUUCUAAAGGUGUCCAUUCAGGCAGCAAUGUCCUAAAACAACCUGACUAAUGCAUUCUUCCGGUAUCUUCUAUCCAUAGAUCAUCCAAUCUUUGUUUGUUUCUUUUUUAUCAAUUCCUUUAAAUAUUCUGGUGAUGAUGAUUCCACAGAGCUCUGAAACCCAGUAGGGUGUUUGAACUUAUUUUUGGUAUCCAGAACAGAACAGCAGUUAUUAUUCUCUACCUUCUUUAUUUUUUAUAGAUGUUGAACUGGACGCAGCUUUUAAUUACGUAGUUUCUGCUUGGAGAGUGGGAUUUCUUUCAAGUUCUCAAAGUAAUUUCUUUUGCAGUUCAUUUCUUUUUCUUUUCCGGUCAAAUAAUGCUGUUUUGAUACCACUCUUUUCUGUUAUUGUAUGCUUUACAUGGAUUCUGAUAUUAUCCUCACUGAAUCCUAUUAAUUUUCUUAGAAGGGGGUUACUUUUUUCCGAGAAUUCCCUUUCUAUUCAGUCUAUUUCAUAUUCUUUCUGAUCCACUUUCAACCACUUAUACAGUGAGUUGGUUUUUGUACAACAACCAAACAUUACUCAAUGUUGCUAGAAUGUUUCUUCAAUAUUUUUUUAAAUAUUAAAUAUAAAUGUGGAUCAUCUUAUUCCCUAAUUAACUAAUUGAUGACUAAUAGAUAAUAGAUUCAAGUCAAAUUGAAUUUGGUAUGAUCAAAAAUUUCGGUAUUUUUCUGCUAGUUCCUUUUGCAGCUUAAGAAUAUUGUAUAACCCUGUUACUUAAUUAAAUUUUGGAAAUUGAAGUAUCAACUUGAUGAAUGUUAUUCAAAUAUGUCACCAAAGUAAGAAUUCAUGAGACAAGUCAGAUUUUUAUUCACGGACUGCGAUUGUGAUUUUUUGGAAAUAUUUGUAAAUACUAAAAUUUCUAGAAAUAGUUAAAAAUAUGAAUAUAUUUAAACCCUCAAAUAUAAAAUAUAUACUUCUCUGUAGAAAAUCAAAUAAAUUGAAUGGAAUAAAAAACCUGAAAAACAAAUAUGAACAAUACAUUUAUCAAAUUGAAUAGAUACAUUAAAAUGAGACUGAAAAAUAAUUAUAGAGACAUCAAUUGGCUAAACUAUGUUUAUAAGCAAUAAUUUAACAGCAGUAAUUAAUAAAAAUGAGUUUUCAAUGUCAGCAUUUUUCCAUUUUCUCCCAAUUUCUCCAAAUUAUAAAACCAUAACGUGUGUCUACCUUAAUUUUUAAAACAUUAUUUUUCCUUUGAAAUCGUACAAGCAAUGUGAAAUGGUUAAAAGCAGAUUCUUAGAAAAAAAAACUAAUACAACAAAAAUAUAGAAAAUACAAAUGAAAAACUUUGAUUGAUAAAAUAGAGUUGGAUGCGUCCAUGAAUUUGGCUGGUGUACAAAUAUUGCAUGUCCAAAGUUGUUGUUCAUUUUUUGAUUGUUUAAAAUUGUUAAUUUUAUACUAGAUUUGGAAUUUUGCAAACUUUUGCAAGAUCUUAUUUUCACUUACUAUUGGAUGAAUGCUUACAAGUGCUAAAAAAUCGAAUAGAUAUCAUUUAAACCGUACAUUUGGCAACAUAGUCACGUUAGGUAGUACACAAAAAGUUCGAAAAACUUUAUUGGUUAUACCUAGUACAAAGCAAAGGAAACUCACAUUAUCUUUCUAUUAAAUUCUUUUCAAUUGAUUUUAAAAAUGAAUUGAAAAAAGACCAAAUGAAAUGAUUGAACUGCAAUAAAAGUUUUGGUUAAUACCAACUGAAAUUCAGUCUUUAGCUAAGUCCUUUCGGUUUCCUGGACGAAAUCUACAUUUGUGCAGCUCUCCCGAUUGGUAUACCUUAAGGUAUAUUUCAUCAUAUUCAUGUUAAUACUUUGUACCUUUGUACAAAUUUCCAGUCUAGUGAAAAUCCAAUUUCACUUAUUACUUACCAUCAUAUACUGUAUUUUAAAAACAAAUUGUAGGAUUGAAACAGUUCUACAGCAGUAGUGAGCAUUAUUUUUGAAAAUUUGAUAAAACUAAUGAAAAUUCAUGGACCUUAAGUUAGGUAUUUAUGGUGACUUGAUAAAAGACAACAAUCAUCUUACUUUGGUGUCAUAUUUGUAUUUAUCCAAGUGUUGUUAAAUAAUAUUUGAAUAAAGAUUAUAAAAGCUUCAUUAGCAACUAUAUUUACUAACUUUUGAUUGAUAAUUAGCUUUUUUGCAGUCGCAAAUUAGAUUUAAAUGCUUGCCAAAAAGGUUAAUAUUUAACAAUGAGCUUGAAUACCCAGUAAAUAAUGGAUUUGGUUUUGUGCAUAUGAAAUUAAAUGUGUAGUGUUGGAUGAUAUGACUGUUUUUAUUCAAACCUACAUGUUCAUUAGUAAUAGGUCUUUAUUAUUAAACAAAUUUUUAUUUAUAUAUCAUAACUUUUUUAUACCUAGAAAUAUUUUUAGCAUGUACAUUUUUUCCAAACUUUAUUUAGUAGAAUAGUUUAAACAAUGUGUAUUACUGUUCAUUUACCAAAAUUGAGGGUGUGGAAAAGGAAAUAAGUUGUAUCAUAUUCUGGUUUUACAGAAAUAAUGAAAAAACUAAUCAUUUCUCUAACCAAAAACACCCUGAAUAUUGGUACACUUAACAAGAUGUAAAUCCCAAUGUGAUAUAUAUUGAUAAUAUUAUAAAAGUUUAAUAGAUAUUUAGGCUCCCUGGUCUAGAAUUAUAGGCACUCAAAAUUUGUGGAUGAGCGGGAAUAUUUCCUAAAAUAUUGAUUGAAUAAUUUGUUAAAUACUUUUUUGUAGCCUGAUUUCAAUAACUUCAAUUUGAAAUCCAAAAGGUAUUGCAUGAUACAAACAAACAAUAUUAUCAAAUCAUCUUUUUCUCUUAAAAUAUGUUUUGAUGUAUAAGACGAUUUUUAUUCAAAGUAGAAAGGCUAUAAAUUAAAGUAUAACUAAAUCUUAUCAAUUCACAUUUUUUGUUCUUUUCACAGAGUGAUGAUAAUUUUGAAAAAUACAAAUAAAUUUUUUUUAACAACACAACUACUUUUCUAUUAACUUCAUUUUAAACCCAUAUUAUCUUUUAUUCGCCUAAAAUGAUACCUGCUGAAGUGAUUCACAAAUACAUUUGAAUACAGUGUAGUAUUUAUAGAAGAUGACAAAAAUACCCCCUAGCAAACAAAAUGCCACAUACAUUGAGCAUUUAAAACAACAGAAACAACAAUUUAGAGAGCGAAAUGUGAACAAAUCAGAAAUAUAUCAAGUAGUAGGAGAAAGGGAACAUGAAAAAUAUGGAAUCGUAUGAAGGAUUUUACGAGAGAAACCGAUAAAAAGAUCCUUCUCACCAGUAGCUCAACAGUAUAACAACAUUAUUGUAAAGCUAAUGAAUAUUCUUAGAUGAAUCUUCUUCUUUUGAAUGAUUUUCUUAUAAUGUCGUUCUGGAGUGUUAUUGUCCAUCAUGUAGUCAGUCUCUUCUUAUCGAUCAUAAUGAAAUCCGUUGUGUUACUUUUUUUAUUAUAUCUCUGAUCUUGUGUCCAGUAUGAGUCUUUGUACUUUGGAAGCUGUUCCGACUAAGGAAUGUUUCAGCUCGGUUCUGCGCAUUCUCAAGCAUGCGCAGUAUAGAUAAAGUGUCUUGAACGAGAUGAAAAUUAAUAUUGUCGGCACUUUAUCGUAGGGACGUUUUUCCCAUACCAACUGUCCAUAUACGAGCAUUAAAUAUAUGGUUGUAGCUCGUUUCAACUAAUUCUUCUUCUUUUUUAUUUAUUACUAUAUAUUUGGCUUCUUUAGCUUUUCGCUUAGAUAUUGAAAAACCACAAUAAUAGCGACAAUAAUUCUUAAAUGAAUAUAUAAAAUUGUUAGAUCGUUACAACUUAUAAUAAUUAUAAAGAAAAUAAAUAUUUCAUAGAUAUAGGAUUGUGGUUAAUGCUAAAAAUAGUACAAAAAGAGCUGGUAUAUUGCAUUUUCAUUGUUUAAUUUAUCACAAUUUUUGUCACACUAUCACUUUUUUCUCAUACUCUAAUUUGAAUUAUCUCUAAAAAUGUGUACUGUUAAUACUAAUAUUUUCAGUAAAGCUAUCACAAACAGCGUUCAUAUUAUUGUUCAAAAAUACUCAAAAGAUUCCUAUCACUAUAUUAUUUAAAAAAUUACUAAAUAUUGUCUCGCUUAUCUCAACCUUUUGAAGUGCCGUCUUAAGUAAUAACAUAAUCAAAUUUAGAUUAUUUCUUAUUUUUACCACCAGAAAGCACUCUAACAAAAUUGAUAAUUAUUUUACACUAAUCAUAACACUUAUUCGUAAUUGAGUUUGCUUAACUAUUGUAAACUGUAAUAAAAAUAUUGUUGUAAAUUGUUAAAUAAGACUGAAAGUAUACAAAAAA